Colletotrichum higginsianum IMI 349063 is the source of this 1761-nucleotide messenger RNA. RefSeq names its product Thiamine pyrophosphate enzyme. Bases 1 to 1761 code for a protein of 586 amino acids. The transcript has a single exon. Gene Ontology annotation, molecular function: thiamine pyrophosphate binding; magnesium ion binding; carboxy-lyase activity. NCBI's taxonomy places the organism in Eukaryota, Fungi, Ascomycota, Sordariomycetes, Glomerellales, Glomerellaceae. The record is from RefSeq and is a predicted model, not a curated record.
AUGUCUCAAUCUCACGACAAGCCAACAGUAGUCACCCUGGCCGAGUACCUUUUCGCCCGCUUACACCAGCUCGGCGUGGGCGCCAUCCACGGCGUCCCCGGCGACUUCAACCUGCGCCUCCUCGACUUCGUCGAGCCCGCGGGGCUCCAAUGGGUCGGCAACACCAACGAGCUCAACGCCGGCUACGCCGCGGACGGGUACGCCCGCAUCAAGGGCCUCGGCGCCCUCAUCACGACCUCCGGGGUCGGCGAGCUCUCGGCCAUCAACGCCAUCGCCGGCGCCUACGCCGAGCGUGCCGCCGUCGUUCACAUCGUCGGCACUCCCUCCCGCGCCGUCCAGGACGGCCGGCUCCUGUUCCACCACGGCUUCAACGACGGCGAGUACGGCCGGUUCGCCGAGAUGCACGCCCACGUCACCGUCGCCCAGGCGGACCUGCGCCACGCGCCGUCGGCCCCGGAGCAGGUCGACCGCGUGCUGAGGGAGUGCCUCGUCCAGAGCCGGCCCGUCUACAUCCAACUGCCCCAGGACCUGGUGGAUGCCGCCGUCUCGGCCGACAGGUUGCAGUCGCCCAUCCGAGUUCCGGGCCAUGCGGCGACUCCGGCGACCGAGAACGCCCUGGCAGCGGUGUUGGACAAGAUCUACAAGGCGAAGCAGCCGCUCAUUCUCGUCGACGGGGAGGUGAGACCGCUGGGCAUUAUCGAUGAGGUCCAUCGACUGGUCGCAUCGACCGGGUGGCCUACCUGGACGAGCGGCUUCGGAAAGUCCUUCGUCGACGAGACGCUGCCGAACGUCCACGGCAUCUACUCGGGCAAGUUUGCCGCAGAGACCGCGAGGGCGUUCUUCGAGAGCGCGGAUCUCGUCCUGUGCUUCGGGCCUCACUUCAGCUCGACAAACACCUCCCUUUUCACCACCAUCCCGAGGACGGACGUCUCGGUGCUCUUCUACGACAACCAGGUAAAGGUGGCCGGCGAGCUCUUCCGGGACGUGUCUGCCAAGGGCCUGCUCGCUUCACUUCUUCAAACCCUGGACACGUCGAAAACACACCGGUACGCUCCUUAUCCAUCCCUCCCGCGAGACUAUACCAUCGCCUUCUCGGACGUUUCUGCCGAGGAGAAGAUCAACCACUCCAAGUUUUGGCGUCUCGCGGCAAACAUCCUCCGCCCGGGGGACAUCAUCCUCGGGGAGACGGGCACAUCCGGCCACGGCUGUCGCGUGCUGGCCCUGCCGCCCCAUACGAGGCUGUUCACACCGGCCACCUGGCUGUCCAUCGGAUACAUGCUCCCGGCCGCCCAGGGCGCCGCCCUCGCGCAGCGGGAGCUCGUCCGGUCGGGUCGGUACCACGGCAUCGCGGACGCGCGCACGAUCCUCUUCAUCGGCGACGGCAGCUUCCAGAUGACGGCCCAGGAGAUGUCGACCAUCAUCCGCCACAGCCUCGACGUCGUCGUCUUCCUCGUCAACAACGACGGGUACACGAUCGAGCGGUGCAUCCACGGCCUGGCGCAGCCCUACAACGACGUCGCCGCCUGGAGGUAUCUGCAGGCGCCCGGCUUCUUCGGGGCCGACGCGGCGGAGACGUAUACCGCGUCGGCGAGGACUUGGGGAGAGUUGGAAGCGGUGUUUCAAGAGAAGAGAUUUGUGCGUGGCAAGGGGCUGAGCAUGGUCGAGGUCUUCAUGGACCGCGAUGACGUGCCCAAGGGGUUGCUUUCUGACCUUCUGAAGCGGGAAAAAGGACGCAUCUCGUCUCCUGAUCAGCAGUUGUGA